Messenger RNA from Rodentolepis nana, 666 nucleotides. The record is from the annotation of a GenBank genome assembly. NCBI's taxonomy places the organism in Eukaryota, Metazoa, Platyhelminthes, Cestoda, Cyclophyllidea, Hymenolepididae.
AUGCAUACGCUAUUAUACAUCAGCUUUUUUCUUUCAAUUACAGGGAUGAUGGUAGGUGCUUUGUGCGCCAUAACAGGAGUCUUAACAAUUGCCCUUCCAGUGCCCGUCAUUGUGUCAAACUUCUCCAUGUUCUACUCGCAUACCCAAGCUCGCUCCAAAUUGCCCAAAAAGAGGCGUCGUGUAUUGCCUGCUGAGUCAAUCCACGCGAAACACAAAGUCACAACCGAUUCCACACGAAACGGUCGGGUGCUUGACAGAGCACUGUCACCAACCAUUGCGGCUAAUAUCUCCAGUGUGGUAUUAAUGAAUAAACGACUUCAAAACGCUCAGCCUGAAAAUCCUGUUUUCCUGGAAACCAACGAGAAAGUGGGAGAGCAAGAUACAGAAAUUGAAGAUCCUACUACAUCACUACAAAUUUUCAGAACUCGUCGAACUCCUGUAAUUGAUUUUGCUGAAACUGGAAAUAGUGAAAGUGGAAAUUUCGGAGUAUGCGAAGAAACCAAACAUGACCAAACAAUGGAAGCCCAUACAGCCACCAACGGUUUCAAAAGAGCUUGUCACGACUCUUCCAGGGACAUUGAGUUCGAGGAAUUGUAUUCAAAUUGUGAGUCACCUCCGAGUCUCGCUGUUGAUCGAAGACAGUCAAAAAAUUCCUUGUCAGUAUGA